CUCGACAGGAGCAUCCAUAUAAAACACAAUAACAUCCACAAUGCAGUCGGCAGAGGCAAUGGACAUCGACGAGCUGACGAGGAUCAAUAAGCCUCCGAAAGCCCAGCAUCAGGCAACAGCAGUUCGAUCAAUCGAGGGCUGGAUCAUCAUUGCCACAAACGUCCACGAAGAAGCUUCCGAAGAAGACGUCCGUGAUUUCUUUGCUGAAUUCGGCACGAUCCGAAAUCUGCAUCUCAACCUCGACCGUCGGACCGGUUACGUCAAGGGAUACGCCCUCAUCGAAUACGAACACGCCCUCGAAGCCGAGCAAGCAAUCAAAGGAUCCCGCGGCACCGAAUUCCUAGGCCAAGUCCUCGACGCAGACUUUGUCUUUGUGCGCCCGCCUCCAGAGAAGAUAUUGCGUGGCACCGGGCGAUCAGGUCGUAGCCGGAGUCCUACCUCGCGUCGGUAGACGAUCGAUGAUCACUAAAAGAAUCUUGUUGUUGUCGUUCAUGAGUUUUGUAUACUAGCUUCAUUCUACAUUUUUGCUGUUUAUCUAUCUGGAGUUGGGAAUACUUCUUUCUGUUUUCUUACAUUUGUUUUUGGGAAUUGUUGUAUCUGUAGAGGUCCUCAAUAGAAUGUUAUGUAUCACUCUAUACUACGCACCCUACAAUCCAGUAGAGAUACCAUCAUAGCUAUAGAAUAUGUAUAUUUAAAAAAACACUAUUUUAUCUCAACACAGAUCCAUAGACGGUAUAUCAACACCAUCUGUACCAG
Molecule: messenger RNA, 756 nt
Organism: Myxozyma melibiosi
Lineage: Eukaryota; Fungi; Ascomycota; Lipomycetes; Lipomycetales; Lipomycetaceae
Product: RNA-binding protein 8A
Exons: 4
Coding region: 41-451 (136 amino acids)
Biological process (GO): RNA splicing
Cellular component (GO): nucleus; exon-exon junction complex; cytoplasm
Molecular function (GO): mRNA binding
Source: RefSeq, a predicted model, not a curated record